GAAACGAGGUCGACAAGAGACCACCCUACGGAGGCCCGCAGAGGCCCUUCCCCGCCGCAAAGCAAAGCGGCUCUCGGAGAUAGAGUGGAAGUGGAGGGGAGGAGUGAGAUCUCGAAGCUUCUAAAGGCGCGGGCAACAUCCGGGCACCUGGGGCCGGCUAGUUUAGGCGCGCCUUGUCCCCACGGCUGGUUGAGGCCCGCAGCCAUGCUGAAGUGCGGGAUGAACGGCAGUCAGGUUAAAGUGUUUGGGAAAGCAAUCCAAGCUCUAUCACGAAUUAGUGAUGAGCUGUGGCUAGACCCAUCUGAAAAAGGUCUUGCUUUAAGAUCUGUGAAUUCAUGCCGGUCAGCAUAUGGAUGUGUUCUCUUCUCUCCUGUGUUUUUCCAACAUUAUCAAUGGUCAACCUCAGUGGAAAUGAAUGAGAAUGACACAUUAUCAAAUUUAAAUUGCAAAUUGGGAAUGAAGUCGAUUCUGCCCAUCUUUAGAUGUCUGAAUUCCCUCGAAAGAAAUGUAGAGAAGUGCACAAUAUUCACCAGAUCUGAUAAGUGCAAAGUGGUUAUUCGGUUCUUCUGCAGACAUGGUGUUAAAAGGACUCAUAAUGUAUGUUUUCAAGAAAGUCAACCUUUGCAAGUUGUUUUUGAAAAGAAUAUGUGUACUAAUACACUAAUGAUUCAACCAAGAGUGCUUGCUGAGGCCAUUGUUCUUUUUACAUCGAGUCAAGAGGAAGUUACUCUUGCUGUUACUCCACUGAAUGUUUGUAUUAAGAGUUCUAAUGAGGAAUCAAUGGAUAUGACCAAUUCUGUAUACAGUGAGAUGUUUGUGGGCCCAGAUGAGUUUGAUUUCUUUCAAAUUGGAGUUGACAGUGAAAUAACGUUUUGCUUCAAAGAAUUAAAGGGAGUGCUGAUAUUUUCAGAAGCUACACACGCUCCUAUAUCCAUUCAUUUCGAUAUUCCUGGCAAACCUAUGGCAUUAAGUAUUGAUGACAUGUUAUUGGAAGCUAACUUUAUUUUGGCCACAUUAGCUGAUGAACCAAGUAGUGGAUCUUCUCCACAAUCACUGUGCCUUUCACAAAAACGAAAAAGGUCAGAUCUGUUAUGUUCAAAUUCAAAGGCUGGUGAAAAAGAUAGGAAGGCCACGGAGUACAUCUCAAGAAAAGCAACACCCAAAAGGCUUUAUCCUAAUGAGACUCUCACGACCAUCUGUACGUUGGAAAACUGUGGCAGCCCUAUAAUGAAAAGCUUGAACAGAGAUAUUACUGAAGUACCAGAAAGCAGUGUCAGCAACACAGAGGAAGUACCAGGGACUCUGUCUCAGGAAGGUAAAAAGAAAUGUUGAGACAUGACCAUGACUCAGUCAAGAAUUCUUAUCAUCUGUCUCCCUUUGCAAUCUCUCUGCCCCAGCCCACCCCCAAUAUCCUGAAAAUUAACUUUCUUACUUUUUAAGAGGUGAGAGGCGAAGCCAGUCUGAGAUGGAGAAAAGACUGAUUUAUAGAAUGUCAAUACAAAAAUCACUUUGUAAGGGAUAAAAAGUACAACUUGGCAGUUACAAAAUAGUCACGGGGAUAUAAAGUACAGCGUAGGGAAUAUGGUCAGUUAUAUUGUAAUA
Molecule: messenger RNA, 1602 nt
Organism: Pteropus alecto (black flying fox)
Lineage: Eukaryota; Metazoa; Chordata; Mammalia; Chiroptera; Pteropodidae
Gene: RAD9B
Product: RAD9 checkpoint clamp component B
Exons: 10
Biological process (GO): cellular response to ionizing radiation; mitotic intra-S DNA damage checkpoint signaling; DNA repair
Cellular component (GO): checkpoint clamp complex
Source: RefSeq, a predicted model, not a curated record